This is a messenger RNA of Adineta steineri, 1638 nucleotides long. The record is from the annotation of a GenBank genome assembly. Lineage: Eukaryota; Metazoa; Rotifera; Eurotatoria; Adinetida; Adinetidae.
AUGACUCAAUUCUGCUUACUAUUUUAUAUUUUAAUAAUUAUUAUUAUAAACAAUUCAACUGCUGAUACUAGUCUUCGAACACAACUAGGAGUGAUUUAUGGUCGACAAACUCAAUAUUCAACUGAAUAUUUAGGAAUACAAUAUGCAAAAGUUAUUCGAUGGAAACCACCGAUUGAUCUUGCAUCAGAAAUAUUUCCCAAUGGUUCAUUUCAAGCAACAUCAUUUGGUCCAUGCUGUCCACAACCAAAAACAAGUGCAUACAUUCCAAAACAAGAUGAACAAUGUCUAUCUUUAAAUAUUUAUAAACCAAUAAUACCAUCAAAUCAUUCAUUAUUACCAGUACUUGUUUGGAUUCAUGGUGGUGGUCAUAAUCAUGGAUGUUCAUCGCAAAGUAUUCCAUUAAUAUAUAAUGGUACAAAUAUGAUUGCUCAUUCACCACAAGAUCAACCAGUUAUUAUUAUUACAAUUAAUUAUCGAUUAGGAGUAUUAGCAGAUAUGUAUUUAAAAGAAUUAAUUGAAGAAGAUUCAGAAUGGCCAACAGCAGGUAAUUAUAUGUAUUUAGAUAUGUUAUCUGCAUUGCGUUGGAUAAAGAAAAAUAUCGUGGAUUAUGGUGGUAAUGCAAGUCAUGUUUCAUUAUUCGGUCAAAGUGCUGGAGCACUUUCAGUUAUUGAUCUUGGUGCAGUAAAAGAUUCAGUUGAUCUUUAUCAAACGGCUAUAAGUCAAUCAGGUUUAGGUUCUCCUGGAACUUAUUCAUCUUAUUAUAAUAUGAAUAAUGCUCUUAAUUAUUCGAAUUCUAUUGUUCAACGAUUACAUUGUACUAAUGAUGAUAAACAAAAAACUCUUUCAUGUUUACGUAAUACUUCAUUUAAAGAUCUAUUGAAAGCCUAUGAUAAUCGAUAUACAAAACCAAUAAUUGACAAUUAUUUUUUUCCAUUAUAUCCUCCAUUAGCAAUUCAAAAUGGUACAUAUAAUAAUGUCAGUCUUAUUAUGGGUAAUAAUGAUUAUGAACAACCAAUUUGUCAUCAACAUCCUUUUAUGAAUUUUAAAGAAGCUAUUGCAUUAUUAUCUCAAUCUAUAGAACAAAAAUGGUUACAAAUAAUUGUAGAUUAUUAUCAUUUAAAUAAUUGUUCAUCAGAACGAAAUGCUAAUAUAACUCGUUGUUGUAAUAUUGUUCGUUUAAUAUUAAUGGAUAAAAUUUAUGAUUGUGAUAUUCGUCGAAUAUUCAAUGCUUUUUAUCGAACAUAUGAUCGACAAGAUGAAAAAAAGAAAUUAUUUUCUUAUCAUUUAAAUUGUUAUCCACGAUGUCCUUCAGUUACAGACGAAGGUAUUUGUAGACAUUCAUCAGAACUUCCAUUUGUAUUCGGAACGGUCAGUGAUGCUGAUUCACAUAGAGAAAUUCAUUGUAAAUGGAACAAUCAAUCAAGAAUAUUUUCUAAUGGAAUUAUUUCACAUUGGAUUAAUAUAGCUACGACCGGAAUACCAUUAAAUCAAUGGCCGAUAUAUGAUCCAUCUAUGCCACAAUAUUUUUAUUUCACACCUGAUCAUAACUUCUCACCUGUAACAUGGAAUAGAAAUUGCUCGCUUUUUGAUGAAAUGGAAACAAAAGGUGUUUUAGAAACUUUUGGAAAUAAUGCUUAA